AUGGCAGCAAAGUGGUGGUUCAUCGCCUCCCUGCUGCUCUGCCUCGCCGUCGCAUCGGCGGCGGCAAGAUCAAUGCCGCGCAACUGCGACACCGCCGCCUACGCGGCGGUGGCCGCCGGCGCCGCAGGCGACGACGACGACGACAAUGCCAGCGCCGGCGCCGUGGACGAGGCCAAGACCGCGGACGUGUUUGGCGGCCGGACCAGCGGCGGCGGGCUCUUCGGCGGCGUCCACGGCCCGCUGGGCGGGGGCGUCGCUAGGUUCGGCCCGUUCGGCGGGGCCGUCACCGGCGCAGGGCCGUUCGGCGGGUUCGGAGGCGGCGCCGGCCUCGGUGGCGGCGGAGGCGGAGGCGCCGGCGCCGGCGGCGUCCCGUAA
Miscanthus lutarioriparius is the source of this 375-nucleotide messenger RNA. NCBI's taxonomy places the organism in Eukaryota, Viridiplantae, Streptophyta, Magnoliopsida, Poales, Poaceae. The record is from the annotation of a GenBank genome assembly.